CCCGCCCGCGGCGGCCCGGGCCGUGACCCGCGCCCCGCUCCGAGCCAUGCCGGCAUCGGCAUCGCCCCUUGCCGAGAGCUGCGGGCUGGCCGCGCCGCAGCCCUGAGUUGGCAUUGUAUGAGCACAGAAGGCAGCAAUGGGAGUAUGCAGUUUCCUACUGAAGAGGUCUCUCAAGAGCUCAUGAUUUUUUUCCAUCUCUCCUCUUGACAUUGCUCCUGCUCCACAGACAUGGCUCACCAUGCCAGGCCUUCCAGAUCAGCCAAAAAAGAAGAGUUUGGCAAAAGGAAAACUAACCAGGGCAAAAAGAAAUCUAGCCAAGUGAGAAAGAAAAGCACAAAGGCUUCCACAAAAGCUGUUAGUUCUGGAAAAGGUAAAAAGCCAGUGCAAGAAAAAGAUGUUAAGAAAAAACAGCAAGAAAAGAAACCAAUCAUGAGCUCUUCAGGUAGACUUCUCAGGAGCAAUGUAACCUUGUCUGGAGCCUCUUGGGUGAGUUUGGAGAAGGCUGACAGUAUCCUCUUCCACAGCCAGGAUUCUUUCAGCAUCAACGGCUUCACCAUGGCUCUCCGGAACCGAUCCUUCUCCAGAAGCUUGGCCCAAACUCCAAUAACUGCAAAGCCCAGGAAAGCUGCAGCACAAAAAAGGCUGGAAACAAAGGAAAAACAUGAACAAGAUGCCCUGGCAGUAGUAGAAGAGAAAAAUGAUGAAAUAGCUUUGAAAGAAGGUGUAGCUCAAGAGGAGUUAGCUGCUCUGCCUGUGGAGGGCUGGCUGUGUGCUGCAGGUGAGGAGGAGCCUGUUGUCCCAUGUGCCAGCCAGCACCAGGAGGCAGAAAUAUCUGAAACAGGUGACUCCAUUCCAAACACUCACCUAACUGAUGAUGGUACAGAAGCUUCAGAGCUGAAAGCUAAGCUUGAAGACCUGCCCUGUGAGCAGAUACUCAGUGACCUUGAUACAGGUAGUUUGGCUGAAGCAUUUGUUGAAAGUGCUGCCCUGGUGCUUCCAUCUUCUCCUUCUGACUCUGGAAUUGCCUCUGAAUCAAACUCCAAGGUGCUUGCAGAGGCUCCCUUCAGUGUGGUGCCCAACAGUACAGAACCUGCCUCCGGCUCUGUUGAUACCUCAGGCCUCAGCUCUGCAGUGCUGAUAGAGUCAGUCACACUUGCCAAAUUCCACAUUGGAGCGGGGUUGGACAUGGUGCUACCUAGCCAAGAGCAAGGCUUGCAUUCUGCGUCUCUAGUUACCUCUGAGUUUAACUCUCAAGAACAUUUAUUACAAGAUGCAAGGUCACUGGCAGAUUCCUGCUUGAAGGCAGGCUGGGGUUUGGAAUCUGAGAAUAAAGACAUUGGUUCAAAUUCCAGUUCUGUAGCUGCCUCUGAAUCCAAUUUGCUUUUACAUUUUGAAGGUGCGAGCUCACUUGCAGAGUACCCCAUGAAACUGGUUGUGGAUUUUGUACCCAUUCACAGAGAACUUGAUUCAAAUUCAGAUUUGAGCUUUACAAAAGAGAAUUCAGAAUUUGACACAAAAAACAUAUUUAGAGUAUGUGAACCAGUCUCCAAUACCUCUUUAAACAACCUUGAAGUAGAGGACAUUGAACAGCUUGUUAAAUGUAUUGAUGCAGAGACAUUAAUUUUGAAUUCAGGGUAUGUCCCCACUUUAUCUUCAGAUUUAGGAAGAAGCACAGUUGAUAAAAUCUCUGCUGAAAGCUCUGGACAAUUCUCUGCAGGUUUUGUUUCAGAGUUGCCUUCAAGCAUGGAAAUCUCUGCUCUUGCCUCAGCAAAAGCCAUAAAUGCAGAUUUGCCAGCUGACUCAAGACUGCAGCAUAAUGAUUAUUCAUCACAGCUGGGAAGUGUCGGAGCAAGCUUGAAUUUGGUUCAGGACGACAACGUGAACACCAGCACUGAGGCAGCUGAGGCCUCAGGGCCAUACUCUGUUAAAAAUCCAGCUGGUGAUUACCCUCUUCCAUACUCAUCUCUGCUCCCCAUGCUGGAGAAGAAGAAGCGGAGGCGGUGUGGGGUGUGCGAGCCCUGUCUGCGCAAAACCAACUGCGAGGAGUGCAGCUGCUGCAGGAAGCGCAAAACCAGCCACCGGAUAUGCAAAAAGAGAAAAUGUGAGGAGCUGAAAAAGCCACCGCCGCCAGUCAUGCUGCCUUUUGAGCCUUUUAUAACCCAGGUGAUAACUUUUGGAACAAAGAGGAGGGGAAAAAGACAGAGAGGGUCGAGGCUAUGCCGCCCGGCGCCUCACGCCCGCUGCCGCUCUGGAGAGGGUCGCGGCUGCGCCGCCCCGUGUGCGCACGCGUGCGGGUGCGCGGGGCCCGUGUCCUCGCCUGACCCCGUUCUCCUCGCGGCCCCUGCCGAGCCCACCGACCCCGGCCCCGGUGCCCGCGAGGGGCGGCCCGCACUGCCCGGGCCGUGCCCGGGGCGCGGCGGGUCCGUGCCGGCCUUUGCGGGCGGCCUUUGCGGAGCCCCUUUGUUCGGGCGGGCGGCUGUGCGGCCGCCGGGGGGCGCUGCGCGGCGCUGCGCGCUCCCGCGGGGCCGCGCGCGGCCGCCGCUGCGGCAGGAAGCAAAGAUGGCGGGGCAGGGGCGCCGCCGCCGUGAGGGGGAACGCGGGGCGCCCGCCAUGUGA
This is a messenger RNA of Zonotrichia leucophrys gambelii, 2616 nucleotides long. RefSeq names its product methylcytosine dioxygenase TET1-like. The coding region runs from base 229 to 2616 and encodes 795 amino acids. The transcript has 4 exons. Gene Ontology annotation, cellular component: nucleus. The record is from RefSeq and is a predicted model, not a curated record. Gene Ontology annotation, molecular function: DNA binding; DNA 5-methylcytosine dioxygenase activity; zinc ion binding. Lineage: Eukaryota; Metazoa; Chordata; Aves; Passeriformes; Passerellidae. Gene Ontology annotation, biological process: positive regulation of transcription by RNA polymerase II.